AUCGGGCCAGGUCCACGGUACUCUACCUUAGCAUCCUUGUUAUGACGCUUGAUUUUUGUUUAAGUUAGCUACAAUGUUCACUGGCAUACAUCAUCUUAACCAGCAACCACCUUUAAACAUUUGGCCAAUACAUAUUUUUGGCCUUUCUUCCAAAAGCAUUUGCGUGGCACAGAAUUAAUAAGCAUUACUGCGUUGGAAUUUCUUAAAGUGUAUGACAGACAUGCCAUAUAAACUGUCUGAAAUCAUUUAAUAGAUGGACGACGCAGCUUUCCUGUCAACUUAUAACGGUCCAAUUUCCAGCAGGAAGAUCUAUUUGCAGAAUGAAAUUUCGCACUUUUUCUUACAGAAAGGAAGUUCUUAGGCUACUAUGGAUGAAGAAAGAUGCAAUUCAUUUCCCAUCUGCCUCAUUAGGAAACCAUAUGAAGCUAGUGAAGUACAAAGUGAAAAGCUGUGGAAACGACAGGGUGUCACUUGUUCGAACAUCGUGUGCAGAGUUGGUGUUACGUAUAAAGACAGACUACUCAUCCAGCCUUCUGCGGUUGUAUCUGCCCAGUGUGUUUGUGGUGAUCAUGGCCUGGCUGUCCUUCUGGCUACGUCGGGAUCAGGUCGCGGCCAGGACCUCACUCACAACGCUAUGUGUCGUGUCUAUGAUCACGGAAAAGAUGGGAGUCAGCUUCCUCAUGCCGGAAGCGGUGGGUGUCAUGGCAGUGGAGAUCUGGAUGUUUGUCUGCCUCACUUUCGUGUGUGGGGCACUUUGUGAGUUUAUCUGGGUGCAUACACUCACCGAACUAGAGAGGAAAUCAAAAGUGAACGGAAGCAAGCGAGCAUCCUCUGUUACAUCAGCCGAUAUUCCAGGGGCGGUCCAGAAGAAAACAUCUCUCACUGAUGGGUCUGCAAUUCGUAAAAAGUGGACACGACUCGCGUACUGUGGGAUUUUCCUCAAAUCUGGCCAGUUGGAUACAUGUGCAAGGAUUCUUUAUGCAAUUUCGUUCGUCAGUUUUCAGAUAGUGUACUGGACUUACUUUCUUCUUGUGGAUUAGAUCACAUCAGUUGUAGAGUAAAUGUAUGUCGAACUAUUGGUGUAUGCUGUUUAUCUCCAGCAUUACUUAAACAUUUCACGAAAUACAAAUGUUCAAACGAGUUGUUCUUUAGAAAGAAUAAAUUGAAAACAGAUGUCGAACCUCAUAGUCUAUGCAACGUAAACUAUAGAAUAUAUAUAUAUAAAUACCUAACUGCAAAUACACAAGGAAAAGGAUAGAAAAUUAAAGUAUAUAUACUUAGAGAACAACAAUUAGAACCAAGACAACGCCAAAACAAAAAGAAGAAUCACAAAUCCAAACAAUAAAAUUGAGAAGGAGAAUAACGAGUUGCUCAUUAAAGUUGAGCGCUUCCUACACUAAGUGUGAUACCCGUUGUA
Messenger RNA from Mizuhopecten yessoensis (Yesso scallop), 1417 nucleotides. Its product is annotated as glycine receptor subunit alpha-2-like. Gene Ontology annotation, cellular component: membrane; synapse; neuron projection. Gene Ontology annotation, biological process: chemical synaptic transmission; signal transduction; chloride transmembrane transport. Gene Ontology annotation, molecular function: chloride channel activity; neurotransmitter receptor activity; transmembrane signaling receptor activity. The record is from RefSeq and is a predicted model, not a curated record. The coding region runs from base 321 to 1040 and encodes 239 amino acids. NCBI's taxonomy places the organism in Eukaryota, Metazoa, Mollusca, Bivalvia, Pectinida, Pectinidae. The transcript is spliced from 5 exons.